AUAAACUCUGAGUGCUGGGCAGAGAGAAGGUCUGAGAGACAAAAAAAAGGCGGAGAAAGACCAAAUCUAGAGAAAAUAAAUUAUAUCUAGGUUAGCAGAGGCUCAGCUUUGCAGGUACCAUGAGAGGCCUCCUUCCCUCUGCCAUCCUGGCAGUCCUUGUGCUGGUGCACAGCUCCUGGGCAGUCUAUGUGCAGGAUGGAGACUUGAAAUUCCCCCUGGAAUCUGUGAAGAAGCUGAAGGAGCUCAUGGAUGGAAACAGGCCUGUCAGCCCUCGCCUGGUGGUGCCCAUGGCCAGUCACACUCCGUGCCAGGAGAUAUCUCUCCCUGAGGAAUUCCAGUCUGUGUGCAAGAGGGAAGAUGCCCACAAGAUUUUCCAGAGGCUGAGCCUGGCUGCUGAGGACGACCUGUGUGAGAUCUGUGCCAACGCCGCCUGCGCCGGGUGCUUCUGAGCGAGGAACCAUCCCAAAGAAGAGGUGUCCAGCUGGCAAGUUUGUGCAUUCCUUUGGC
Messenger RNA from Neopelma chrysocephalum (saffron-crested tyrant-manakin), 507 nucleotides. Its product is annotated as guanylin-like. The record is from RefSeq and is a predicted model, not a curated record. Gene Ontology annotation, cellular component: extracellular region. NCBI's taxonomy places the organism in Eukaryota, Metazoa, Chordata, Aves, Passeriformes, Pipridae. Bases 120 to 449 code for a protein of 109 amino acids. The transcript is spliced from 3 exons. Gene Ontology annotation, molecular function: guanylate cyclase activator activity.